CCUUCCAACGUUAAAGGAAGAUACUAAGAAUUUUGCUAACUUAUAAUCUUCAUACACAAAGACACUGUUAGUCUGAGAAAGAGAUGGCAAUUGGGUUCAUGGAGGUGCAGCUUGUGAAGGCAAAAGAGUUGUGGCAUACUGAUAUCUUAGGUGGUAUGGAUCCGUAUGUUGUGAUUCAAUACAAUGGCCAAGAACAGAGGAGCAGUGUUGCAAAGGGAGAGGGUAGUAAUCCAAUUUGGAAUGAGAAAUUUGUGUUCAAGGUGGAAUAUCCUACACCAAGUCAUUCAUACAAGAUCAUUCUAAAAAUCAUGGACAAAGACAAUUUAUCUAAAGAUGACUUCGUUGGUCAAGCCACGAUCUAUGUGGAGGAUUUAUUAGCCAUAGGAGUAAAGGAUGGUGUAAAUGAGUUACAACUUCUCAAAUACAGAGUAGUUCGUGCAGAUCAAUCUUAUUGUGGAGAAAUUGAUGUUGGUGUAACUUUUAAGGUGGAAGAAGAUUUCAUUGGAAAAGUUAAACAAGGAUGGAAGGACACCAACAAGCAUUUGUAAUAUUAGUCGGCCAACAUGAACACCAAUUAAGAAUUAAAUGUAGGUUUUGAUGUCGUCCAUGUGUAACGAAGAUUUUUUAUUAUUUUUAGUUGCCUUUGAUCCUUCUGAAAAGUAGGAUUAACAUAUUAAAUAAAUAAAUCGUUGUGCCACUAAGCUAGUAUGCAUUGAUAAUCUUUUGAUUUAUCCUCGCGAUUAUUAACUCGUUAAUGGUUCAAC
Messenger RNA from Cajanus cajan (pigeon pea), 764 nucleotides. RefSeq names its product 16 kDa phloem protein 1. The record is from RefSeq and is a predicted model, not a curated record. Lineage: Eukaryota; Viridiplantae; Streptophyta; Magnoliopsida; Fabales; Fabaceae.